Papilio xuthus (Asian swallowtail) is the source of this 1978-nucleotide messenger RNA. Its product is annotated as aprataxin and PNK-like factor. Gene Ontology annotation, biological process: double-strand break repair. Gene Ontology annotation, molecular function: DNA-(apurinic or apyrimidinic site) endonuclease activity; protein binding; 3'-5' exonuclease activity. The record is from RefSeq and is a predicted model, not a curated record. Gene Ontology annotation, cellular component: nucleus; site of double-strand break. Bases 190 to 1332 code for a protein of 380 amino acids. The transcript is spliced from 7 exons. NCBI's taxonomy places the organism in Eukaryota, Metazoa, Arthropoda, Insecta, Lepidoptera, Papilionidae.
AACUCAAGCAUUUUUUCCUGUCCAUCUGUCUACAUUAACCGUAAAUAGAAAUAAUUGUUUUGUUGGGUAUUUCAAGUGAUAACAUUUAACUUUAUAUUUGUCGUAUAUUAUACUAUAAUAUACGACUUUCGCACUCUCAAAAAGCAUGCAUGAUUAAAACGCCAGCAUUACCAAAAAUUACUUUACAAGAUGUUUAAAUUAGUGCGCAUCGAUGAUGAAGCUCAUCGGGAAAUUCCGUUGACGGAUGGUAAGCAAGUUAUAGGACGAGGGAAUUUGCUUGAAUGUGAUGACAAAAGAGUAUCAAGGAACCAUGCAGAAAUAGAAAUUGUUGAAGAUUCCAUAAUUAUUAAGGCUUUACAUAUAAAUCCAUGUUUCGUAGUAAGCGAUACAAUGGGCGAAGUAAAGAUCAUUUUUCAAAACACGAUUAUGAAGGUCAAGCUGGGCGAUAAAGUUGGCUUUUUAAAUGAUAAAUUUUGGUACAAUAUUUGCAAGAAUAAUGAAAAAGAUGACAUAUGCUCCAGUGUAAUUGAUUUUGAACCGUUAAAAGACAUAAUUAAUAAGUACAAAGAUAUUCGGACAUUAAAUUAUGACACAAACAGUGAAGAAAAUUAUCAUAAAAGUGAACAGAAAUUAACAAAAGAACGGAUAUCGAAUGAAACAGAGAAUGAGGAAUCCAACAAAGAAUCGGUCUCACCUUCAAUAUUAACAGAUAAUUUAAAAACACAAGAAAUAAUAUUAAAUAAUGAAUUAAAAGAGCAACAGUCAAAUGAGAAUGAAAUAAAAACACAGGAACAAUCAGAUCUAAGCCAGUCUCCGGGAAAACGUUGUUUAAUCAAACGGGAGCUAUCCAGUCCAGUAGAUAUAAAGAAAUUAAAGACAGAAAAUAAUGUAGAUGACAAGUCACAAUCCCCAAAUAGUCAAGCGGGUACAUCAUCCGGAGCAAGUUCAGCGAGCAGCGCAUCUCCAUCCAAAGAACAAAAGUCCAAGCGAGAGAGAUGUAUGUAUGGAGAAAAAUGUUAUAGGAAGAACCCGCAGCACAAGGCACAGUUCAGCCACCCCGGGGACUGCGACUGGGGCAGCGGGGCGCAGGCGCCGUGUCCAUGGGGCUACGCCUGCGCGCGUCGCGACCCCCGACACUGGCGCGACCACUCCCACCCCUACGGCAUGCAUCCCCCACCACCUGCAGGUAUACAAAAAAAGAAAAGUCACAUUGUACAAAGGAAUGGUAAAAUCUUCUAUAUAAACGCGCACGCUGUCAACUUCUACGACGAUCACUUUGAGGCGGAGGACUCUGACGGGGACAGUGUUGAUUAUGAUUAUGAAUUUGAUUGAUACCAUUAUGUUUUAUAAACUAUUGUUUAAAUUCAUUCAUUUCAUUUUUUUUUUGCUGGAUAUUUAAAACAUCAUCUUUGGAUUAAAAACCGUAAAAAGCGUAGAAUGGUUAAAUAAGAUUUAUUAAAUAGCUGUUGUAGAAAUGUAUAUUAAUAAGAUAGAAUAAUGUUUGAUUAUACUUAGCUGUUUAGAAUGCCUCUACUUGCUCUUUUAGAAUAAAUUAAAAUAUAUUUUUUUGUGGCAAUGACGUGUUAUUAUUUUGUAUCAAACAACAUUAGUAAUCCUUUUUCGUUUUAGUAAUUAAAACAUAAAAAUAGAUUUAUAACUUCAUAAAUCUUAUGCUGAUUAAAACAAAAACCUUUGCUUUGUUCAUUCUAAUUGUAAAUUUGUGAAAAUGAAGAUUUUUAUGACUAUCAAACUAUCAUAUUUUUGAUAUCUUAAUUGUAAUUAAUGUUAUUUAGCUAUGUUUUAAUUUGUUUUGUAUAGUAAACAUGUUCAAUAAAAUUGUAUGUAUUAUUCUUUAUUUUGUUUUCCCACCCUGUUAUUUUGUGUACGGCAGGUAGAAGAAAAAAGAAAACAAAGAGAAGUUCCAGUGGAGAAACUCCAAUGGAAGAUCUCAUAGUGACAGGGAAGAGAUCAAGGAAGA